Messenger RNA from Belonocnema kinseyi, 2219 nucleotides. It is a transcript of the gene SCAR, whose product is annotated as wiskott-Aldrich syndrome protein family member 3. The transcript is spliced from 8 exons. The record is from RefSeq and is a predicted model, not a curated record. Lineage: Eukaryota; Metazoa; Arthropoda; Insecta; Hymenoptera; Cynipidae. Gene Ontology annotation, biological process: actin cytoskeleton organization; positive regulation of Arp2/3 complex-mediated actin nucleation. Gene Ontology annotation, cellular component: SCAR complex; cytoskeleton. The coding region runs from base 1 to 1779 and encodes 592 amino acids. Gene Ontology annotation, molecular function: Arp2/3 complex binding; protein kinase A regulatory subunit binding; actin binding.
AUGCCACUUCCAAAACGGUUGGUGGAACCCGUGCACGUGGCACGGGGCACCAUACCCGAUGACUUUCCUCUGCCAUCGGAAUUAGAAGCAGCAACGAACGGGACUCUAGCCAACACCAUAAGGCAACUAUCGAGCUUGUCCAGGCAUGCCGAGGACUUAUUCGGCGAACUUGCCAAGGAAGCUCAUGGGCUCAGCGACAGGGCCAAUUCCUUACAGGCUAGAAUAGACAGGCUGGCUGUCAAGGUAACGCAACUUGACAGCAAUGUUGAAGAAGUUUCGUUGCAAGAUAUUCACAUGAGGAAGGCAUUUAAGAGUUCGGUGGUGUUUGAUCAGCAAGUAGUCUCGAGAGAAUCGAUGCCUACUGCGAUGCUGGAAACAUAUCAACAGUGUGAUCCUCCACCGCCUCUGGAUAAACUUAACACAUAUAGGGACGAUGGAAAAGAUGGACUGAAAUUCUACACUGACCCUAACUACUUUUUCGACUUGUGGAGUCAAGAAAUGCUCAAAGAUACGGAAAAGAAGUUGCACGAUAAAGGGAAAAAGACAGAGUCUGAAUAUGCCGAACCGUUCAGAGAGCCACACAAGACUCGGACCGAGGGAAGUGGUGGUGGCGGUGGAAGGUACAAGAAGCGUGUUCGGCAACCGCACAACACGAGAGAAAGACAACGAAGACUGGCCGAAGGCCAUGGCGAGUAUAUUAUGCCUCCUCAGGGUAUCCAGUACAGGGCGGCGCAUAAUAUUCCGGACGAGGCGCUGCUGGGUAUGGUGAUGACGGACCAGAGACCCCCGAGGCCCAACAGCAUCGAACUCAGGCGGAGUUAUCCUCCAGAAGAACACCAACUUUACAGCCCCCCUACCUCGGAUCACUACAGGGCGACAAACUACGCAGUCCAAGGUUACGACGACGGUUAUGGUUCGCAUUAUGGACCUGGUCAAGGACAACCCGGUAGCGAGACCUAUCAAAGCCCCAGUGGUCCAGGAACGCCGAGUAGAGGUGGUCGAAUCAGACCUUCGCAACCUCCUCCAGCUCCACCUAGUAAUGCUUCCAGCAAUUCGACACCUACCAUAGCUUCUGCCAAUAACACUCCCACGAGAGGAAGAUCGAUGAUCACUGCAAGGGACACUCUUCCACCGCCACCACCACCUCCUGGUGAAACUAUGUCUCCUCCUUCCAUGAAUGGUUCCAUACCUUCGCAUUUAUUGAACAGGAACGGAAGUCGGUCCAACAGUCCUCUGCCCAGCCAUCACACGACGCAAACUCCUGCGAACCAUUUGAACCAGAUGGGCGUGGACGAGACGGAUCCAGCUCCACAGGACUUGCCACCUCCACCUCCAACUCCCGAUCCUGCCCCGGCGAGACCCAAUUCUCCACCCUGCAAUAUACCUCCUCCCCCGCCUCCUCCGCCUCCACCCCCAAUUCUCAACGGACCAACUCCGCCCAUGCCGUUAACCAACGGCGACAUUGCCAAAAUGAUUAUAAAUAAUCCGCCAAAGCUGAGACCCCUGAAGAAUAUGAUUGACGGGGAAAUCCGAAAAACCCAUUCGAACAUUCCUCUGGUAGAUCCUAGAAAUGACCUUCUCAAGGCGAUCAGAGACGGUAUUAAACUACGAAAGGUGGAAAAAAUCGAGCAGAAGGAGGUUGAACGUGUGAAUGCGCUGAACGACGUGGCGUCGAUAUUGGCUCGGCGGGUUGCGGUUGAAUUUAGUGACAGUGACACAGCCUCCGAGAGCGAGUGUGACAGCGAAGGAUGGGGUGAGCAAGAAACAAGCAUCGCGUGACCGAAAUCGCUUACUUCAAAAGUUACUACUGCUAUCUCCUACUAGAUGAACGAUUGAUGCAUUUUUUUGCUUCAACACAUUGUGGAGGCCCAAUUUUCUUUCGUCAUCAAAACCAACAAAUCUGCAUCACGCGAGUUCUGCCGACUCUUUGCUACGUGUGUGUACCAAAGUUUAGCAAAAGAAAAAAAGAAAAAAUAUAUAAACAUUCAUCAGAUUGUUUUAUGUCUGUCUAGUUACAUACCGCACACGUGCAAAAGGCCCUCGCGGCAGAAAAACAAUUCUUUGGUACAAUUCUUAGGAUUUUUUUACGUUUACAAUCAAUUCUUUUAUUUUCUACUUAUUAUUAUUUCUUUUUUGAAAUGUGCGAGAUCUUAUGAAACUCAAUUUGAUCUAUAUUUUGAUUGUGGUUGAUUUUAAUAAAGUAUCCUACUGAAAUUGAA